This is a messenger RNA of Girardinichthys multiradiatus, 805 nucleotides long. It is a transcript of the gene plaat1, whose product is annotated as phospholipase A and acyltransferase 1. The transcript is spliced from 5 exons. The record is from RefSeq and is a predicted model, not a curated record. Gene Ontology annotation, cellular component: cytoplasm. NCBI's taxonomy places the organism in Eukaryota, Metazoa, Chordata, Actinopteri, Cyprinodontiformes, Goodeidae. Gene Ontology annotation, biological process: N-acylphosphatidylethanolamine metabolic process. Bases 204 to 737 code for a protein of 177 amino acids. Gene Ontology annotation, molecular function: A2-type glycerophospholipase activity; glycerophospholipid phospholipase A1 activity.
ACGCUGAACAAGCUCCAGGAGAAACCUCCAACAUCAAGGCUUUCAGACUCAGCAAGCGCUUCUCGUCCUAAAAACUUUUCAUCACUCUUUAAAAGUUUUUCCUGAAUUUUUUUUGUGAUUUUCUGUGAAUUUAAGAUGGAUAAUUAAAAUGGUGAGGAAGAAAAAACUGCUGGUGUUUGAAAUUUGUGGAAGCAUGAUGUGGGAUGGAUAAACAACCAAACUUUGCUAUGGCCUCUAAUGACCCUGAGCUUUCCGACCUCUCUAAUGACCCUCAACCUGGUGACCUCAUUGAGAUCUUCAGACCAGCCUAUCAGCACUGGGCUCUCUACCUGGGAGAUGGUUACAUCAUCAACCUAACUCCUGUUGAUGAGAGCCAGGCAGCCGCCAUGUCCAGCGUCAAGUCCGUCUUCAGCAGGAAGGCCGUGGUGCGCAUGCAGCUGCUGAAGGAUGUGGUGGGAAACGAUUCAUACCGCAUCAACAACAAGUAUGAUGACAACCACACGCCUCUGCCUAUCUGUGAGAUCAUCCAGCGAGCUCAAGUCCUUAUCGACCAGGAAGUGUCCUAUGACCUGCUGGGGAGCAACUGCGAGCACUUUGUUACCCUUCUGCGCUACGGCGAGGGGGUUUCCGAGCAGGCUUCACGGGCCAUUGGUGCCAUCAGCCUGGUGACGGCAGCAGCCAGUGCCUUCUCUGUCCUGGGACUGAUCAACACGCGGUCCAGAAACAGGCCUUUCUGAACACUGUGAUUGCCAAGCUGUCGUCCCCCAACUCAUGCAGCUGUAAUAAAAGAAUGUCAACACUAAAA